Molecule: messenger RNA, 888 nt
Organism: Rotaria sp. Silwood2
Lineage: Eukaryota; Metazoa; Rotifera; Eurotatoria; Philodinida; Philodinidae
Source: the annotation of a GenBank genome assembly
AUGCGUUUUUCAGUCAGUAUAUUGUGCAGUUUCUGGCCUUUGAUAUGGGCCACGAUUAGUCCAUGCGCGAAGUGGAACACAUCAGGUGUCACAGUAGUCGGUAAGGGAGUAGGAAGUAUAUCUGACAGCUUCCAUGAUCAACUUUAUUUACCUCGAAGUAUUUUUUUCCACAAAAAAUCAAAUACAUUGUACGUGUCUGAUGCUGGACGCGUUCAAACAUUUCCACUAAAUGGAUCAUCGGCUGCAGGAAGUACUCUAACAAUGAAGUCAGUUGUAAGAAGGAUCUUUGUGGACGACGAUGAUGGUGGUCCAACACUAUAUGCCACCGUAGUUGAUUUCGAUGGUGGUCACGUCGAAAAAUGGGCUUAUGGAGCAUCACACGGAGUACAAGUGGGGGAUCAAUGUCAAGAUUGUAUGGGUGUUUGGGUUGAUCAAGAAAAAAAUGUCUACAUGACUGAAUACUUUCAACAUAGUGUACUAAAAUGGUCGCCUCAAACAAAUACUACAACAAUCGUGGCCGGCCGAACAAACCAGAGCGGAUCGACAGGCGAAUAUCUCGCAUUUCCCAAUGACAUCUAUGUCGAUGCAACAGAAAAUGCAGUCUAUGUAUCGGAUCUCGGCAAUCAACGGAUUCAAAAGUGGACGAAAGGUGCUCGAGAAGGGAUUACAAUCGUGGGACCAAGUAAGAUUACUGAAAAUAAUAAUUCUGCAUGGCUUAAGCCAAAUAGUAUAUGGAUUGAUGAAGAAACUAAUGUUAUAUUUGUCGCUGAUGGACUUUACAGUGGAAUAAAACGGUGGCUACCUAACGCAUCAACAGGAGAAAUCAUUGCUGGUGGCUUUGGUAUGUUAAGACAGAGUUUUAUCUCAGCAAAGAAAUAUGAGCUCUAG